AUGCUCACCACAGCGAUGUUACUGCUGGUACUCAUACUGCUAUUGCUAUACUUGAGCUGCCAAAAACCGAAAGGAUACCCACCAGGUCCAAAAUGGUGGCCCAUUCUCGGCUGUGCGUUGGAAAUAGCGCGCAUCCGCCAGGAAACUGGAUAUCUCUCCAAGACCUGCUCAGCGCUUUGUAAGAAAUACGGUUCUGUGGUUGGCCUGAAGAUCGGUCAGGACCGCAUCGUUAUUCUGAACGAUCUGGAGAGCACACGGGCGAUGCUGACCAACGAAGAUUGCGACGGCAGACCAGAUACAUCCUUUUUCAGGGCCAGAACUUGGGGCGUAAGACAAGGUCUCAUUGUAGUGGAUGAUAGAUUAUGGGUGGAGCAACGGCGAUUCGUCUUGCGACACCUGCGAGAAUUUGGCUUUGGUCGCACCAGCAUGGUCACGAUAAUCGAGGAUGAAGGGUUGAAGCUGGUAGAACACUUCAAGAAGAUACUUCAAAACGGCUAUAAUUACAACAUUGCUGACGUACGAAAAAUGACGACUAUAAAUAACAACAAUAGUAUCGGCCAGAUAUACAAACUGCAGAAGGAUCCGAAGAACAAACUGAACAGGGUGAAGCUGUACGACGAAUUCAAUAUAAUCAAGAACAGAAUUCCUAAUCGUAAACCUCGCACAGUGGCGGAUUUGUACAUGAAAGCCGAAGACUAUGCAGAAGUCAGAAAAGUCUCCCAAUCUGCGGGAAUGAUCAUAUCUAUGAACGAUGCCUUUGGCGUGACUGUGUUGAACACCCUUUGGAGAAUGAUGGCUGGCAGAAGGUACGAUACCGGUGAUAAGGAACUCACGCACUUGCAGCAAAUCCUCACAAAGCUUCUGAAAGACAUUGACAUAAUCGGCGCACCUUUCAGUCACUUUCCAUUGUUACGUUUCAUCGCGCCGGAAAUGUCCGGUUACAAAGCGUUUGUAGAAACACAUCAAGAACUGUGGGCAUUUGUAAAAGAGGAAUUGUAUAAUCAUAAAAACACAUUUUUAUCAAAUGCUCCAAGAGACUUGAUGGACGUCUACCUAACUGUGCUGAAUUCGAAAGAUUGCAGCGAUACAUUUUCAGAAUCCCAGCUAUUGGCGAUCUGUGUAGACCUUUUCAUAGCAGGCUCCGAGACAACUUCCAAGGCACUUAGCUUUGGAUUUUUAAAUCUAAUACUAUACCCGCAGGUUCAGAGGAAGGCGCACGAAGAAAUAGAUAGAGUUAUCGGUCGUGACAGAUUCCCCACGUUAGCCGACAAACCAAGAAUGCCGUAUGUUCAAGCCAUUGUUCUGGAGUCUAUAAGAGUAUUCGUGGGCCGUACUUUGAAUGUCCCGCAUAGAGCAUUAAGAGACACUUCCAUCAUGGGUCACAAGAUACCAAAGGACACAAUGCUCGUUGUAAACUACAAUAAAUUACUCAUGGACGAAUCCUGGGACGACCCGGAAGAUUUCCGACCAGAGAGAUUCCUCGACAACGACGGUAAUAUCAUGACGCCAGAAGAAUAUUUUCCAUUCAGCAUCGGCAGACAUCGUUGCAUGGGAGAGGUAUUAGCUAGAAGCAAUAUUUUCUUCAUAACCGCCACACUGCUACACGCGUUCAGCUUCUCAGUGGUGCCCGGUGAGCCACGACCGUCCGCGCAAGACUAUGUGGACGGUGUCACGGCUGGUCCUAAACCAUACAGGGCGUUGGUCUCUCUGAGAAUAUAA
This is a messenger RNA of Vollenhovia emeryi, 1719 nucleotides long. It is a transcript of the gene Cyp303a1, whose product is annotated as probable cytochrome P450 303a1. Gene Ontology annotation, molecular function: iron ion binding; oxidoreductase activity, acting on paired donors, with incorporation or reduction of molecular oxygen, reduced flavin or flavoprotein as one donor, and incorporation of one atom of oxygen; heme binding. The record is from RefSeq and is a predicted model, not a curated record. Lineage: Eukaryota; Metazoa; Arthropoda; Insecta; Hymenoptera; Formicidae. The transcript is spliced from 9 exons. Gene Ontology annotation, biological process: xenobiotic metabolic process. Bases 1 to 1719 code for a protein of 572 amino acids. Gene Ontology annotation, cellular component: cytoplasm; intracellular membrane-bounded organelle.